GGGCCAGUGGCGGAGCCGGCACCGGUGGUGUUGACUGGAGGGCUCGGGGGCAGAGAGGGGGGGGACUCAUCAGUUUACAAUAGAAACAUCUUUCCCUGUCACAUGGCCCCCAGCCAGGGCCUGGUCCGCAGCCCUGGCGUGUGUCCUGCCUGGGAAUCAAACUGAAGACCCGUCAGUUCGCAGGCUGCCCGAGAUGCCUUUCACCAACAGCUUUACAAUCCCUAGAUCUACCCAUCCAGACCCAAUCACCAGAUGCACCAGUGGCUCUCUGGAAGCUCAUGUUGAACACGUCUUCCGGUGCUCCUGCCACAAGUGAUCGGGAGGUAAACUUUGUGAUGUGCACACGAUGGACCCCAAGGACUUGGAAGCUGAAAUCCACCCCUUGAAGAACGAAGAUGGGAAAUUGCAGGAGAACCUGGGAAGCCAGUUGAAAAAGGAAGAGAACUUGAAAGGCGCGCCUCAGCGGUCUCGCCUUUCCCGGUGCCGGACGGCGGCAUUUUUUCUCUCACUGUUCAUCUGCCUUUUGGUGGUGUUUAUGAUUUCCUUCAUCAUCCCGUGUCCAGACAGGCUGGCGUUACAGGGGAUGUGGAGGAUCGAUUACAACACAGCAGUCACCUACGACUUUUUGGCCACAAAAGACAUAAACAGGGACAAGGUCCAAGAUGUUCUCUUCCUUUAUAAAAACACCAGCGGCAGCGACAAUUUCAACCAGUCCUGUACUGAUGAAGGCUUUUCCUCUCCCUGCUCCUUCGUGGCUGCUGUGUCCGGAGCCAACGGCAGCAUCCUCUGGGAGAGGCCUGCAGCCCAGGACGGAGGCCUCGUGUGGUGUGAUGCGGCUCAGCCGAGGGACGGUGGGGCAGCCCCCGCCUGCAUCCUCGUGGGCAGCGCUGGUUCUUUCAUCGCAGUCAACUCGUCUACAGGGGAGACCCUGUGGAGACAGCCCAGCAGUUUCAGAAGGAACACUUCCAUCCUAAGCCCUUUACUCCAGGUUCCUGACCUUGAUGCCGAUGGGGCCCCAGAUCUGCUGGUGCUCACCCAAGAGGAAAAGGAGGUUAGCAGCUACCUCUAUUCAGGCAGCACCGGGCACCAGAUUGGCCACCGGGGCAGCCUCAGUGUGGACAAGACCAGUGGCUUCCUCCUUUACAUCACCAGGGCAGGUGCCCACUACAUCCUUCUUUCCUGCGCAAGUUCCCUCUGUGGCCGCUCUGUGAAGGACAUCUAUGAAAAAGUGACCGGGAGAGACAGCCCACUAAGGACAGACCCCAGCUGGGAGGACAUGCUCAACGCCACCAAGCACGGGCUGUUUUUGCACAGCCCUGGAGCCAUCAGUCAUCUGAUGAACGUGCCCGGGAAUGGCGGUGAGGACCUCCUCCUUGUGGGUUCGGAGGCCUGCGUGCUGCUGGACGGACAGGAGCUGGCCCCCAGGUGGACCUUCGGUGUAGCCCAGGUCCUCAGAAAACCCACCCUUGGUCACUACAAACCUGACACCCUGGCUGUGGUCAUUGAAAAUGGAACCGGCAUUGACAGACAGAUCCUGCUCCUGGACCUCAGCACUGGGGCCGUCCUGUGGAGUCAGGCCCUUCCAGGCCUCCCUGGGCACCCUCCAUCUGCCAGCCUGCCCACUGCAGACCACCGCUCAGCCUUCUUCUUCUGGGGUCUCCACGAACUAGUCGGUGCCAACCAGACGGAGCCCCAAGACAGCCCGCACCGCCUCUACAUGUUUCACCCGACCCUGCCAGGCGUCCUGCUGGAGCUGGCCAAUAUCUCCGCCAACAUCGUGGCCUUCCGAGUGGCCCUGUUUGAGCCGGGCCGCCAUGCUGCCUACAUCCUCCUCACGGGCCCAGGCAGCGCAGAUGCACCUGGCCUGGUCUCCAUGGCCAAGCACAAGGUACAGGACCUCAUCCUGAGCAGCCGGGUGGUUCGCCUGACCGAGGGUGUGCCAGACAGCGACCAGGCCAUCAGGGACCGGCUCUCCCGCCUGCGGUACCGGAGCGAGACCUAGGUGCACAGCUGCCAGGGCACCUGCGAGAGGCUGCCGCUGCUGCAAGCAAACAUCCCAGGAAGCGGGCCUCCGUCCCCUGGACCUGCGUGCGGACUCCCUCCCCCCAUCUCCCCCACCCCACCUCACGACCCAGGCCUCUCCUGCCCAGCAGGCUGUGUCCUCACAUGGAUCCUCACUCUGCCCCACAGGGGUCACAUGCUCAAGGCCAGCUGUCUUCACUGUGGUCAGCGGGGGGCAGAGCCCAGAACCCUCCAGUGGAAGCGCCCACUUCAUUUCCCAUCUUAGCUCGUCCCACUCUGCACUGUCCCCCUGAGGUCAUGCAGCUCAAAGGGUGGUGGGCCCUGGGGUGGCGUCAGGGCAGCAGUGCGACCUCGGGCAGUACCAGCCCCCAGCACUUCUGGCAUGGUUGGUGGUACCUUGCUGUGGGGAGCCCCUUCGACCCAGCUCGUGAGAAACUCGGCUUGCAGGGCGUGGUGGGCAGCCCUGCUGGAGGGCGCCCUGAGGUGGUUUCCACCCCUGUGCUGGCUGCUCGUGCUGUGAAUUUCCCAAGGAACUGGCCAUAGGACACGCACUGGGGUCAUUCUGUACCCUCUUCGUACACACUGGAGUCACUUGUCCCACUCGUCCCUGUACCCCAGGUGGAGCCAGCUCCCCUCCUUCCUGGUGCUCAGAUCUCCCUGGCAUUGGUGUUCCCUGACACAGGACUCACCUCUGUGCCUUGCUGCACCCUAGGGCUACUAGGGUGUGCUGCAGCUCAGCUGCUCCCAGGCAGGAUAAAUAAAUAAACCUUGACGGCGCUGGGGACCACAGGAAGAAAGCAGAAUAAACACUUUUUGCACUGGCUGGAAAGGCCCCAGAGGACACA
This is a messenger RNA of Artibeus jamaicensis (Jamaican fruit-eating bat), 2867 nucleotides long. It is a transcript of the gene FAM234A, whose product is annotated as family with sequence similarity 234 member A. The coding region runs from base 347 to 2002 and encodes 551 amino acids. Gene Ontology annotation, molecular function: protein binding. NCBI's taxonomy places the organism in Eukaryota, Metazoa, Chordata, Mammalia, Chiroptera, Phyllostomidae. The transcript is spliced from 14 exons. The record is from RefSeq and is a predicted model, not a curated record.